Molecule: messenger RNA, 738 nt
Organism: Lactuca sativa (garden lettuce)
Lineage: Eukaryota; Viridiplantae; Streptophyta; Magnoliopsida; Asterales; Asteraceae
Source: RefSeq, a predicted model, not a curated record
AUGAGAGCACUAACCGAUCCAUGGUUCUCGGAUUUUAUGUUAUGUGUCGGUGAUGGAGUUGAAGAAACGGUGCAUGAAAACUUUAUCCGUAUCCCUGAUGAUAUGGUAAUUCCCUUAACCGAAAAAGAAAAGUCAUUGAAUGCUUUGAUUGAUGCAAUCUUUCCAUCACUGGAAAUUAAUAGAUCUAAAUCAGAUUAUAUUAUUUCCCAUGCAAUAUUAUCCACAAGAAAUGAUAGCGUUGAUGAGAUUAAUGAUCGUUUGAUUGGCCGAUUCAUUGGAGAAGAGAGAAUUUACUACAGUUUUGAUGAAGCUAUAGACGAUAUAAAUAACUUCUAUCCUGUGGAAUUCUUGAACACGCUCAGUGUUAGUGGUUUACCCCCUCAUUACUUACGAUUGAAAGUUGGAUGUCCGAUAAUACUGUUACGAAAUCUUGACCCAUCAAAUGGAUUGUGUAACGGCACCCGAUUGAUUUGUAAAAGUUUUCAGCACAAUGUGAUUGAUGUCGAAAUAGUUGUUGGCCAACAUGCUGGAAAGAGGGUAUUUUUGCCAAGGAUACCUCUAUGUCCAUUUGAUGAGGACAUGUUCCCGUUCAAGCUGAAGAGAAAACAAUUUCCAAUUCGAUUAUGUUUUGCGAUGACAAUCAAUAAAGCUCAGGGACAAACAAUUCCAAAUGUAGGAAUUUAUCUUCCAGAAUCGGUUUUCUCACAUGGCCAAUACAAAAGUAUUAGUGAUCCCUGA